Argentina anserina (silverweed cinquefoil) is the source of this 2327-nucleotide messenger RNA. Its product is annotated as replication factor C subunit 3-like. Bases 1 to 1893 code for a protein of 630 amino acids. Gene Ontology annotation, biological process: DNA repair; DNA-templated DNA replication. NCBI's taxonomy places the organism in Eukaryota, Viridiplantae, Streptophyta, Magnoliopsida, Rosales, Rosaceae. Gene Ontology annotation, cellular component: DNA replication factor C complex; nucleus. The transcript is spliced from 11 exons. The record is from RefSeq and is a predicted model, not a curated record. Gene Ontology annotation, molecular function: DNA binding; DNA clamp loader activity.
AUGCCAACCCCUUCAGUCCCAAGUUCUUCUUCCUAUCCCCAGCUCUCCCACACUAAUCAGCUACCUACUCCAGCUCGCUCUGUGUCUUCAACUCCCAUCUCGAAAGCACCAACUUCGAAGCUCUCGUGGGGGCAGAAGAUACAAAGACUCCUGGGAAGGAGGAGUACUAGCGAGUCGAACUUCACACAAGAGAGUCUGGAGCACCACAACCGCAGACAGGAUAGUCUCGAUCGUGAGCUUCAGAACAGGGUUCAGGAAAUCAGUCUCCGUGAGGCCUUCACUGCCGAGCUUGAGAGAGACUUUCCAAAAUACAGUCCAUACUACAUUCGUGGACUCACAUAUCCAAAUCCGAAAGCUCUUGUACCUUCUAGUCCUGGACCAGCCGCAAGCCAACCAUCUUCUGCUGCUACUCGGAGCUCUUUCUCAACUAUCUUGAUUAAACUGAAGGAGUGGAGCUCGUGCAGUUCCCGCUCUGUGAAAGACAAGCUUUACGACAAGAGGCUUAAGGCUCAAGCAAGCUACAGUACUCCAGUGAAAUCUAGGCGUGCUACACCAGUAACACCAAAUGAACUGUCCAUUCAUUCCGAAACAUCGAAUAUGGUGGUAACCGAUCGUGAAGACAUCAUCGGCACUGUUGAAAACAAAGAGAAGCCAUUGAGGGAGAGAGUACUUGGAGCAGCAGCUGCGGCUGCUACACCAGAAAAGGCCGAAAAGGUGACAGAUGUAAAAGAGUAUAUAUGGGCAGACAAGUACCAGCCUCAGUGCCUGGAAGAUUUCAUAUGCAACAGAGACAAAGCAACUCAGCUACAGGUUCUGGCCAGAGGUGGAGGGUGUGGACAUUUCAUAUUCGAAGGGCCUCCGGGAGUGGGCAAGAGAACUAUGAUCUGGGCUAUGUUGAGAGAGGCUUUUGGACGUGACACUAUACAAGCUAGGGAGGAAUUCAAGGCAUUCGACUUGAAGGGUGAAGUGGUAGGCAGUAUUGAAGUACAUGUCAAGCAAUCUCCUCAACAUGUAGAAGUGAAUCUCUCUGAACUGAAGGGUUAUGAGAAGCAUGUAAUUGUUGAACUCAUGAAGGAAACACAGCCCAAGAUGCCUAAUAAAUCAACUUUGCCAUGCAGCCUUGACAACUGCCGAGCACUGAUCUUAUAUGAGGCAGACAAGCUAUCCACAGAUGCCCUACUUUAUAUUAAGUGGCUCUUAGAAAGGUAUAAAGGGUGUAAUAAGGUCUUCUUCUGCUGUUCUGAUGUCGCAAAGCUUCAGGCCAUCAAGUCAAUUUGUACUGUCGUUGAGCUUUUACCGCCUUCUAAGAAUGAGAUUGUUGAAGUUUUAAAAUUUAUAGCCAAACAAGAAGGCAUAGAUUUGCCGCAUCAACUCGCUGAAAGGUUCGCUGAGAGUUCUAAAAACAGCUGCCGUCUGGCAAUUCGUUCAUUUGAGGCCACAUGGAAAAAGGGUUCUUAUCCCUUUAAAGAAGAUCAAGUAAUUUUGACAGGUUGGGAGGAUGAAAUUGCAGAUAUUGGCAAGAAGAUGAUCGACGAGCAAAGCCCGAAACAGCUAUACAUUAUCCGGGGAAAGCUUCAAAAUCUGAUCGUUCAUGGUGUAUCUCCUGAAUUUAUUUUCAAAUCCCUAGUUGCAGAGCUGAAGAAGUAUUUGGAUGGGAACUGUCAGGUUCGACUUGAAGGCAUGUAUGGUGAAUUCAAUAGGAAUGACGAAUCUAUGUUUGAGAGUGACAAAGCACUGACAGUUUCUCGACAUCAUGAGGAAACGGGUAAAAGGAUCAAUGAUUCAUCCAAGAAGAAUAUACACAAGUUCAUGAGGAUUGAGGAGUUUAUAGCCAAAUUCAUGAGCACCUACAAGGGUUACAUGAGUACCAAAACUUAUGAUACUCCAACAUAGCUAGGGAAAGACUUCUUUUUGGCCAGCUAGCCAAAGAAAACUCCCAACAGAACUAUUAUGUCUUGAUACUUACAUCCGGAAUAUGCUCUCUUCUGUUUGUAAUCAUACUUCUUCAGGAGAAUGCUCUCUUCUGUUUGUAAUCAGAUCGCUGCUGCUGAAAACUAUCAUUGUUUCUUGUUUUACGCGUGAGUAGAUAGCGUACUAUCACGCAUGGGGCCUUGAACUAUACGCGUGUAUCUACUAUGGAACUUAAUAAGGUAUUGUACGCUGACAAGAGUAUUUGUCAGAUUACAUGUUGAAUUUGGAGUGUACAAAAUGGUCUGCUACUUUGCUCAUGAUGUAAAGAGAUCGAAUGAUAGGCAUGCUCUCUAUUAGCAAUGUAAAUAUCAAAUAUCAGUACCUCUACCUUUCUUGUUUUCCGACAAAAGGGUUUG